AGAGUUCCUUCUCAGCUCGGUCCUCUCCAUUGCUCUACAACUCAGAACAGCAACUGCUGAGACCACCCUGAGAAGAGGAUGAUCCUAAACAGAGCUCUGAUUCUGGGGGCCCUCACCCUGACCACCAUGAUGAGCUCCUGUGGAGGUGAAGACAUUGUGGCUGACCACAUUGGCUCCUAUGGCAUAACCAUGUACGAGUCGUCUGGUCCCUCUGGCCAGUACAAUUUUGAAUUUGAUGGAGAUGAGACGUUCUACGUGGACUUGGAGAAGAAGGAGACCAUCUGGAGGCUGCCUGAGUUUAGCAAGUUUUCAAGUUUUGACCCACAGGGUGCCCUGGAAACCAUUGCUAUCAUAAAAGAGCACUUGGAUGUCAUGAUGAAACGCAGCAAUUCUACUCCUGCUACCAAUGAGGUUCCUGAGGUGACUGUGUUUCCCAAGUCUCCCAUGAUGCUGGAUCAGCCCAACACCCUCAUCUGUCUUGCGGACAACAUCUUUCCUCCUGUGAUCAAUAUCACAUGGUUGAAGAAUGGGCACUCAGUCACAGAAGGUGUUUCUGAGACCAGUUUCCUCAUCAAGAAUGAUUAUUCCUUCUUCAAGAUCAGUUACCUCACAUUCCUCCCUUCUGCUGACGAUAUUUAUGACUGCAAGGUGGAGCACUGGGGCCUGGACGAACCACUUCUGAAACACUGGGAACCUGAAAUUCCAACUCCUAUGUCAGAGCUGACAGAGACUGUGGUCUGUGCCCUGGGGUUGGCCGUAGGCCUUGUGGGCAUCGUGGUGGGCACCUUCCUCAUCAUCCGUGGCCUGCGCUCAGGUGGUAUCUCCAGACACCAAGGGGCCUUGUAAGCAACACCCUAGAAGGGAAGGUACAUUUCCCAUCUACAAGAGCAGAAGAGUGGAUGUGCUAGAUGACUUAGCACUAUUUUCUGGUCCAGUUCAUCAUAUUCUUUCCUUUCUUCAACAUUCCUCCUCUCACCUCUUCUCUGGGACUUAAGGUGCUGUAUCCCCUGAGAGCUCACAUACCCUUCGGAAUUCUCCCCCGACUGCCUGAUUUUUUUUUUUUCUCUUCUCAAUUGUUAUCUACUAUGGGAUCCCUGGGAUAUUCCAUCCAGUUACCUAAUCCCUACUUACCCUGAUCUAACAUCUCCAUGGAAGAAAUAAAUUUCCCUUU
Messenger RNA from Equus caballus (horse), 1171 nucleotides. Lineage: Eukaryota; Metazoa; Chordata; Mammalia; Perissodactyla; Equidae. The record is from RefSeq.